GCAACAUUUCGAUCGUAUCCUAGGGCCAUCAAGAGCCGUCCGGGCUAUGGCUGGCGUAAUCUCUGCGCCGAAGUUGCCAAUCCAGAACCGGUCAACGAUCUCCCCGCGGCCAACGAAAUCGUGCGAGCCGCUGUUGCCGCGAAGCGCGAGCCCAGUUGGGCACCGCAGGUCGCCCAUCGGGCCAGGAAGGAGGCAAGAUCGAAGGAAGGCAAGAUGGGCAGAUUACACACCGACCUGGCACGAAGCCCACUCACCAUGGCCAGAAGGGAGCUACGCGGCCGGAGCCUUCAGCUCCAUGUUCCUUCAAACACCGCCAGGCCACCUGUCAGAUGACCAAGAGAGAGCCCAACUAUGGCCCGCCACUCCGACGCCGUCCGGAGGUGGCACUGGGUACGGCUUUGGCGUCAUGGAGAGGUGCGAGCACCUAGGAGACACCCUUCCCCUACAGCCGCCAGCGCGGGUGGCCCAAAUGGCCGCUGCAGCUGCCCAAGCUGCUGCAGCUGCCCAAGCUGCUGCCGCUGCAGGUGCUGCAGCUGCAGCUGCACAAGCGAGCUCCGGAGAGGUGGAAGAGGACGAGGCGAGUGAGGACUCGGAGGAGUUGCCAGAGCUGGAUGGCAAGGCUGACAUGCCUUCCAAAGGCUCCGGCUUUCAUGGCAGUGGGAAGUGCAGACCGUGCGCCUGGUACUGGAAGCCCCAGGGAUGCCAAAAUGACAAGGACUGCGGCUACUGCCACCUUUGCCCAGAAGGGGAGCUCAAGAAUCGAAAGAAAUCCAAGGUUGCCGCAAUGCGGAUGGGUGCUUUGGUGCCAGCGUCAAAGAGCCACAAGGCAAAAUGUGGCGCCAGAGUUCUCAAGCUCUCGCCGCUCAUUUAGAGAUCCCUGACCUUGCCGUCUCGCCUCGCUCGCUUGCUGAAAACAUGGCUCCGAGUUGCCAACUUAUCCAAAGGCCUUGCACUGGGCUUUUGGCCGCCUUUCUCGAGAUUUGUACUGUGGA
Effrenium voratum is the source of this 992-nucleotide messenger RNA. Lineage: Eukaryota; Dinophyceae; Suessiales; Symbiodiniaceae. The record is from the annotation of a GenBank genome assembly.